CACUGCUAGAUUUAGGUCGCUAGUCCAGCGUCUUAAAAUUAUUGAAAUUUUGAGAAAAAAAAUAAUUGAAGAUGAAUAGCGUUAUUACAAUUUUGCUAGUUUGGGCAACUUUUUUGGUUUGCAGCGCUGAACUAAUAAGGUAAGUUUCUAUGAACUUAAGAAUUUAAAAAAAAAUCUAUUAUGAUAAAAGCAGUCCAAUUAUAAUCCGUGUAUUUUCUAUGUUGUUGUUUUUUUUGUGUGUUCAUCAAUGAGACUCUGUAACUGUAAGAUAGUUUUAAUAUGAAAGAUUGCGUUCAAGCUCUGUGAAGGAAAUAGAAACUAGUUAGAAAUAGAACACUUAAGUUUUAAGUGGUUGGGGGAGGGGGUCAGUACGAUGUUUUUGUUAAGAGUUAAAUAAUGAAUAGUGAGCAUUUCCACAGAAUUCAACUGAACCGCAUGGAAAGUGCUCGAACCAGGAUGGCCAAGUUGAAAUCCGGGAAACUUCUGCGGCACCUGACCGGCAAAUACGCUGAGCCUCACUAUGAGCCACUCCAAAACUACCUGGACGUAAGUGACAUGAGAUAACUUUAUAAAGUUCUUCUGGCAGAUGACAGACUAUAAUUUCGGCUGAUAUGUAACAAAAAGUUUGUACAUGCCAAUUACAUUAUUUGUCCAAUGAAAUCCAGAUCUUGAUCCCCCCCCCCCGGUCCCAAUCACCCUGGGUUGCCAGCCGUCAGUUAAGUAACGUACUUUUGACCUAAAUUAAGUUGUCCGCGAAAGUCUCUAGGUCGUUUGUAAAACAUUAGACAUUGUACAAAUAAAAAAUCAUCAUGCUUCAUGGACGUUUGACAUAUAGUCAUAAUCCCUCACGGUCAUUAACACAUAGUUAUCAUUCGCCAUUAUCAUACCACACAUUUUCAUAGUAAAAUAGUCAUACAGAGGUUUACAAAUAUCUUGUAUCUUAAAGUUUAUUGUACAAAUGUUUCCGUCAAAUUUAAGUGGAUAUUUAAACAUUAAAAUAAUCCUAAACAUCAAAUGGCAGGACAGGGCCCCAGACACAAGGGUACUCGCACAGGCAGGUCUACCCAGCAUCUUCACCACUUCAAUGCAGUCCCAGCUUCGCUGAGUGGGACAUGUGCGAAUGUCAGAUGACCGCUUGCCCAAAAGAACAUUCUAUGUUGAGUUAGAGCAUAGUAGAUUGGUUGCUGUUGGUCAGAAGAAACGGUACAAAGAUAACCUGAAGGUUUCACUUAAAGCGUUCGAUAUCAACCCGGACACAAGAAAAGCAUCGGCAAAGGAUCGAGACCCGUGGCGUUCCUCUGUACAGAAAAGUUCAUUACACCAUGAAUCAGAACAAAAAACACCAACCGGAAGGCCCCGGUUAACUCUGCCCCUGGAGAUGUCCCCUUCAAUCGCCUGCACUUACUGCACAAGAACAUUUUGUGCCAGAAUCGGUCUCGUCGGCCAUCUGCGCAGCUGCAGCCACUGCACAAGAACAUUUUGAGCCAGAAUCGGUCUCAUCAGACAUCUGCGCACCUGCAGCCACUGCACAAGAACAUUUUGUGCCAGAAUCGGUCUCAUCAGCCAUCUGCGCACCUGCAGCCGAGCUCACGAUGAGCAAAUACGACGAGUUAGGUGGUCAUAAUCGAUUUCGACUGACAAACAACCAACCGUGCAGCAGUGCACAAAGGAAUCAAAAGGCAGAACAUGUGUGAAAUGAAACCGUUGCAAGAAAAACAAAACAGCAUAGCAUAGUUCCUGCGGUGUGUGUCACACUAGUGAAACAUUGCAUAGUUCCUAGUGAUACAAUGAGAUGUGACUAUACCGAAAAAAGGAUUCCAUUCCAUACGACAAACAUGUAUGUGUCGGGUUCUUAAAUGUUAGCAGUAUGUUUAUAGGAUGCGAAAGUUUGAGAACCCCCGAGAGUGUUGAUCUGAGCAGAAUAUGUUUAGGCUAAUUUGAUGUUUUAUUAAUAAAAUUUUAAUAACAUAUUUAGUUAUUAAUAUUAAUAAAAUAUUUAGUAAUCAUAAGGUCUCUUUUGAAAACCAAUUAAGAAUUUCUAUUAGAGGAUAUUAAUUGAAGGAAUGCGUCCAAGCUAUGUGAAGGUAAUACUACAAAUGUUAUGUCGGAGCUUGAAUCCAAAGACAGGACAGUAAGAGAAAAACGUUCCGACUUAGAGCCUUCUUAAGCUGACAGGACAAGUGAAAAUGCUACAAAAAAAAAAAUAUAGUUUUUUUAACUUCUCCAUUUCUUGUUGUAUUUUCAUUUGUCUUGUAUGCUCAAGAAGGCUCUUAGCCGAAACGUUCAUAUGUUAUUGUCCUAUUUUUUUUUUGAUUCAAGCCUCCAUAAACCUCGUCCUACUAUUUCCUAAGAAGUUCUACAAUAACUUUUUCAAAAACUAAAAACAUAACAAAUUCGACGGACACCUCAUUUUUACAGUAACUAACACCAUCUCCACCUAUCACCAACGACAUCCUCAUCCAAUUUCCAUGCCCCCAGGCUCAGUAUUAUGGCGUCGUCGGUAUAGGGACACCAGAGCAACUGUUCAAGGUCGUAUUUGACACCGGCUCAUCCAAUCUUUGGGUUCCAUCGGUCAGAUGUGGACUCUUCAACAUCGCUUGCUGUAAGAACCUAGUUUUAAAUAAAUUGUUAAUAAUUUAAACCAAGGUUUGUUAUUGGCUGUAGUAUUCAAAUUUUUUGCUUUAAAAAAAAUAAAUUUAAUCGACCUAUGCCCCCAGAAUAUAACUGGACCAAUGCUGUUUUGUCAAUUACUACUUACGUAAUCGUCGGCCACGUAAUUGAAGGAUGGAGGUCAAGGUUCGCUUUGGAGGACAUAGAAAUAUAACUUAGCGAACAUUUAUUUGUGAAUUAGACAGCUAUAGUGCAGUAACGUGAGAUUGAUAUUAUCUUAAAGAAUAUAACAAGUAGCAAAACCAUUUUCAGAUACGUUUUAUUAAAUUAUUUAAAUAACAAUUAAAUUUGUCACUAAGAAAUCCAUACAUUCUUUUAAGGGCUACUUUCCUCAUUCCUUUGAUACCUUGCAAUUUAGAAUUUCUUCAUAUCUCUACUACUUUCAAAGAGUCUAUUUACUCAUUUUGCUGAAUAUUGCUAAAUUCUUCAUUCAUUUGUGAGCUUUUCGAUGUAUCUAGAAUAACUGAUUUUAUUGUACACCGUUGGUAUCUCUCCCCAGUACUUCACAACAAAUACGACAGCUCCAGGUCACACACUUACCGUGCUAAUGGCACAGAAUUUUCUGUCCAGUAUGCUAAAGGAGCUCUGAGUGGUUUCCUGAGUCAAGAUGUCGUCAGUGUAGGUUAAUUUUGAUCUCCUCUGAUAACUUGCAUUGCUGGGACCACGAAUCCUUUUUAACGUUACUACAUGCAUUCACUGAAAAUAUGAAUGAGAUCGUCUGUGUGUGAAUGUGUGUGUGCAUAAAUGUGUGUACGUGUCUGUGUAUGUAUCUAUGUGUGUCUGAGUUGAUGAGUGUGUGUGUGUGCAUGAGUGAGCGUGUGUGUGUGUGUGAAUGUAUAAAUAUGUGUGUGUGAGUUUGUGAGUGUGUGUAUGUGCGAAUAUGUGUGUGUGUGAGUGUGUGUGAAUGUGCGUUUGUGAAUGUGUGUGUUUUGGGGUGGGUGUGUAGUAUGUUUACCUAAUACCGUAACAUGAUACAUUGUUUCUGUCAUCAUGCAAUCAUUAAUUGCCAGUACAUUUUAGUUUACAUUUUUAGUUUUAGAUGAUUAACUCUUUGACAAUGACAACUGCCUCGCAACUGUCACACAUCUUCUAAAAGUACAUAGAUAAUACACAAAAUAUACUAAGUACAUUCAACAUUGAACAUCACUCUCAUGACUCUCCCCAACCCUUGUCAUCCUACAUUCCAUGACAUUCCUAUUUCUGCCCUUCCAUUUCCAAUCGUCUGAUUAGGUUGCUGGGGCCAAGGUCACCAAUGUCACCUUUGGAGAGGCCAUCGAAGAGCCCGGCACGGCCUUUGUGUUCGCCAAGUUUGACGGAGUUCUCGGCCUGGCCUAUAAGUCCCUGGCCGCCGCUGGCGUCACACCGUUCUUCGUGCAGGCCGUGGAGCAAGGCGUCGUUGACUCGGCCAUCUUCUCCUUCUACCUUGGAACGUGAGUCUCAUUGAAAAUGCAUUUUUAUACUUUGAAUCAAUAAAACAUUUGAAUAUAAUGUGUAAUUUGAUUAAUUUUAUAAUAUUUAAUCUGUCAAGUUUUCCAACCAAUAAUCUGAAGGCGAUCAAAUCUAAUUUUCACUCAGAUUCUCUUUCGAUUAUUUCAACAAUUUGCCAAGUUAUCUUUUUAAACUCUUCGUUUAGUGACGCUGACGCCAAAGUGGGCGGUGAAUUGGUUCUAGGCGGUAUCGAUCCUCGUCUCUACUCAGGACCUAUAACAUACGCUUCAGUCAUAGAGCAGAGAUGGUUCUCAAUCCAUGUCUCUGGGUAAGUCCAGUCGUCCACACAUGUCAAGACGCCACCAGUGCCAUUGUUUUCUUAAUGCUGAGUUUUAAGAGUUCAAGCUUAAUGUUUUGUUAUUAUAAUAUUACGUUUAUUUAAUUGAAUUUUUGCUAAAAUAGCAAUAACAAAUGUGUGUUUAUUGCACAGUAUUCAGGUAGGGGGAUCAGGAGCAGGCUACUGCGGCAGUAAGGGCUGUAAAGGAGUUGUCGAUACCGGAACAUCCCUCAUGUCAGGGCCAACAGAGGCCAUAUUGGACAUCUACGACAAAAUAGGAGUUGUGCCUGGACCAGAUGUAUGGGUGCUUUAACAUUUCCAUUUUAACUAAUUUAUUGUAAAUCACGACAUUUAUAAUUAACUGUUUUAUUUUUUAAUCAUAAUUAUACAUUAACAAGAUGUUGGUGAUUUCAAUAUUUUGUUAUUACUUUCCGAGGAAGAAGUGCCUGAUUUCCAUAAUUUAUGCCCAGUCUACAUAAGCCUAGCGCCUCCAACAUCUAGGGGGCCUUACAAUUCAAGAAUAAGAAAUUAAUAGAUUCCCGCGUUUGAAAAAGACAAAAAACAAAAAAAAUUGACAAAUAUAUCAAUUAAGAUAAUUUUUUUUUAAAUGUGGAACAUUUAAUAGAAAAUGAAGGAACAUUAAAAAACCUGAUAGUGAAUAACUCAAUAGCAGAAACCGAAAAGAGGCAUGUGGUGCUAGGUGGUGGUAGGUGGUGGUAGGGGGUGGUAGGUAGUGCUAAAUGGUGGUAGGUGGUGGUAGGUGGUGGUAGAUACAGUUUGUGCUACGUUGUGCUAGGUGGUUGUAGAUUUAUGGAACAAGAACUAAAUAAGCAUGUAGCGGAAAACUGAUUUGGAGAUGUUUGUUGGUGUUUUAGUGAUUUGACUGUGGAUUGUGGAUCUAAUCGUUAGGAUAAAAUAGGUCGAACUGGAGCUGGUGUGACGUCAAUCAGUUGCAAUAAACUACCAGUUGUCACUCCUGGAAGAAUUCUGCAUUGUUACAAAGACUGUCUUAAUGAAAAUUCCAUAGAAUAUUUGCUGCCUUCAGCACAUAUCAACUGACCAGUUAACUAGACAUAUUUUGCCAUGUUAUUAUUUUACAAUGUUAGAUGUUAAUCCAUUUUUUUAUCUUGACAAAAUUAAAUUCUUAUUAAAACAACUUAAAUAACAAGAUAAAUAACAUCAUAUAACAAGUUCUUUAUAUCAUAAUUUUACAGUUAUUAUCUUUACUAUCUUGUACAAACCCAAACAGUUUACCCUGCCUGACUGUCGAAUUAUCUCCAAACUACCAAACGUGACCUACACCAUCCAAGAUCGAGAGUUUGUGCUAACUCCAGAGGACUACAUUGUUGUUGUAAGUUAACCAGAAGACAAUGAAGCAUCUUUUUUAAGAGUCUUAAAAUGUAAAACGUCAUCAUCAGUGGCGCUACUAUCUGCUCCACCACAUCCUUCUGUGAACCCCGAACUGGUGUACGUCCUUCUCUGCAUCGCCAAUUCAUCUCAGAAUUGGUCAACCAAGGCUUCUGCCUGUAUAUCACUUUUGCUGCCUUACAGUCCGGGAUCCUUUCCAAUAUGUCCUGCUCAGAGCAGUCUGCCUUUUUAUUUUAUUGUUGUGACUAUGGGUGGGUUUUUCUACAAUUGAUGUAUCUCUUGGUUUGUAUGGAUUCUCCAGACGUCAUUGUCCAUCACUCGGCCGUAUAUCUUCCAGAGACGUCUGAAAACAGUGAGAUGCGGGGAAGAGGAAAUGUCACGUUUCUCAGUGUCGGACUGGGAGUAGUGGCGUGGGUUUUAAGGGACAUAAGUUUGGCUAUCAGACUGUGAGGAGAAGUGAGAAUAAGUUUGGUCCUGUCAACAUUGUCGCUCGGACAUGACCUGAAAGCAUCAACGCGGGUAACAUUCCUAACCCUUUGAAGGGCUUUGUCCCAAAUGUUAUCCUCCGACUGGCAAAGUCGACGAAGUCGAAGUAGUUCAGAAAAGGAAAUUGAGUCUUUACAUGAUUAAGGGCGGGAGGAAGUGAAGAGUAAAUAGCUGCUGCUGUCAGUAGUUUUAAAGUAGGUGGGGGUGACUAGACUGUCUUUGUAAAGGGUGAAAGCAAUGUCCAAAUAGUUGACUGAGAUCUCAGAGACAAGAGAUUGGAAUUUAAUGGAGGGGUGAAAAGAGCCAACAACGAAGUGAAUGAAUAGGUCAAGUUCAAUCCUCUCCAUAGUGGUGACCCCAAGACCAUCACCAAUGUACCUGCUAUAGCAUUCAGGGAGGCGUCCAUUGUAGUUGCUAUCCACCAUGUUUUCAAAAUGUCCCAUGAACAAAGGUGUGGUGGUCUAUAAGGAUGUUGUCAUCAGUGUGCGUGUUUCAUGACAUUAAGAUCUCUUUAAAACCACUCCAUGUAUUAAUAUUAAUGAUUAGCAUAAUCAUCACUGGCAUUCUUUUGUUGGUUUUAAAGAAACACUAAACUUAACUAAAUAAUAUUUUUUCCACUAUGUGUAUGCGCACGAGAGCGUUCAAUCAAAACGUACAUUGGAUUGCCUUUUGUUGUUGGGCAAUGGGCUACACAUCACUGUACUUCAUGUUCAUUAACACUGCUGGAACGCACCCCAUUUUACAUUAAACUUAAGCAUCCCAAGCGAUCCCCCAGGUUACAGAAUUAAACGUACCUGAGCAUCCCACGCGAUCCCCCAGGUUACAGAAUUAAACGUACCUGAGCAUCCCAAGCGAUCCCCCAGGUUAAAGAAUUAAACGUACCUCAGCAUCCCAAGCGAUCCCCCAGGUUAAAGAAUUAAACGUACCUCAGCAUCCCAAGCGAUCCCCCAGGUUACAGAAUUAAACGUACCUCAGCAUCCCACGCGAUCCCCCAGGUUACAGAAUUAAACGUACCUGAGCAUCCCAAGCGAUCCCUGAGGUUACAGAAUUAAACGUACCUGAGCAUCCCAAGCGAUCCCUGAGGUUACAGAAUUAAACGUACCUGAGCAUCCCAAGCGAUCCCUGAGGUUACAGAAUUAAACGUACCUGAGCAUCCCAAGCGAUCCCCCAGGUUACAGAAUUAAACGUACCUGAGCAUCCCAAGCGAUCCCUGAGGUUACAGAAUUAAACGUACCUCAGCAUCCCAAGCGAUCCCCCAGGUUACAGAAUUAAACGUACCUGAGCAUCCCAAGCGAUCCCUGAGGUUACAGAAUUAAACGUACCUGAGCAUCCCAAGCGAUCCCCCAGGUUACAGAAUUAAACGUACCUGAGCAUCCCAAGCGAUCCCUGAGGUUACAGAAUUAAACGUACCUCAGCAUCCCAAGCGAUCCCUCAGGUUACAGAAUUAAACGUACCUGAGCAUCCCAAGCGAUCCCUCAGGUUACAGAAUUAAACGUACCUGAGCAUCCCAAGCGAUCCCUCAGGUUACAGAAUUAAAGGUACAUGACUUACAAAUAAGUUUUCUUUUAACUAUGAAUUAUUAAUGUCAGUAAAGAAAUGUUCCUACCCAAAGAAGGCGCAGAUAGCGGCUCGUCUAUGUUGCCAGCUAGAUAGCAACACAAUUUGUUUACAUAUUCUUUUUUUGGGUUCAAAGUGAAUAGACUAAAAGUAUUGCCUACACAUAUUAUGACGUGUACUGAGAGGGCACCAAUUGUUCUCCAUAGCAACAAUCUGGGAGCAAGACCGAGUGCCUGAUUGGUUUCAUGCCCCUGGAUGUCCAGCCGCCUGAAGGCCCUAUAUGGAUCCUCGGUGAUGUCUUCAUCUCACAGUACUACACCAUCUUCGACAUGGAGAAACACAGGGUUGGCUUUGCCACAGCAAAGAGGCCUUAACACAGACUUUUUAAUACAUAUGUGUCUUGCUGUUAGAGUUAUCCGUGGUUUUUCUUAAGGUAGUUUGGUGUAUACUUUAUAUUUGUACUGUGUCCGGCUAUUACAGUCAUCAGUUGUUUUUGUUAAGGUAAUUUGAUGCAUACCUUAUAUUUGUACUAAGUCCGGCUAUUACAAGUAUCAGUGGUUUUUGUUAAGGUAGUUUGAUAUUUUCUAUAAAUUCCUGCUGUACAAUUAUGGUUAAUGAACAGUACGUGUGCACAAUAAUUCCACUGGCAGGAUCAAAUGCCAUCCGGGAAAGGUCAUGAUUUUUUUGCAACCCCUGCGGCAUAAAACAAAUUAUCUGCUGUUGGCACAAACUCUCGCCCCUCAAUAUCAAGAAAUAAAAGUGCUACCCCCACCACCCUCUUCCUUCGCCGCUGACCGGUUCAUAGAACACCAACAUAAAUAAGACAUACAUAGCAAUCGUGUUGUGUGCAGCGCCGGUAACUAAGGAAUUAUUUCCCUACUGUUUUAGAGUAAUGCGUUCUACAGUUAUCGCCUGUCAGCUGUGAUUAAAAGCACUGCAUCCUCCUUUCGACCAGUGGAUAGACGGUACGAAAACAUCCGGAGUCGUUGUCCCCACCCCUGAACCCCACCCCUGAACCCCACCCCUGAACGCCAC
Molecule: messenger RNA, 8881 nt
Organism: Lymnaea stagnalis (great pond snail)
Lineage: Eukaryota; Metazoa; Mollusca; Gastropoda; Lymnaeidae
Source: the annotation of a GenBank genome assembly